AUGCUGGUCUCCUCUGAUCCCUCGCUCCCCUCUCCCUGGCUGGCCGCCAUGGUGACGGCCUUGGUGGUCCUCCUGGCGUGGAGGUGGCUGGCUCCGGACCCCCCCCAGCAGCAGGGACCCAUGCCCUGCCUGCCUCACCUCCCGCUGCUUGGCAGCCUGCCCUGGCUCCGAGCACACCUGCCCCCCCACCUGCUCUUCACACAGCUGUCCCGCAGGUACGGUCCCCUCUACUCCUUCUACCUGGGCCCUCACUACACGGUGGUGAUCAACAGCCUCCCCCACGUCAAAGAGGUUCUGCUUGCAGAGAGGAAAGGACUUCGCCGGCCGCCCCUUCAUGUGUUCGACUCCAGCUGA
Molecule: messenger RNA, 354 nt
Organism: Gadus macrocephalus (Pacific cod)
Lineage: Eukaryota; Metazoa; Chordata; Actinopteri; Gadiformes; Gadidae
Product: steroid 17-alpha-hydroxylase/17,20 lyase-like
Exons: 3
Coding region: 1-354 (117 amino acids)
Biological process (GO): progesterone metabolic process; hormone biosynthetic process
Molecular function (GO): iron ion binding; heme binding; steroid 17-alpha-monooxygenase activity
Source: RefSeq, a predicted model, not a curated record